This is a messenger RNA of Mercenaria mercenaria, 5886 nucleotides long. RefSeq names its product lysosomal acid phosphatase-like. The transcript is spliced from 11 exons. Gene Ontology annotation, molecular function: phosphatase activity. The coding region runs from base 55 to 1302 and encodes 415 amino acids. Lineage: Eukaryota; Metazoa; Mollusca; Bivalvia; Venerida; Veneridae. Gene Ontology annotation, biological process: dephosphorylation. The record is from RefSeq and is a predicted model, not a curated record.
ACACCUUCUCGUGAUCACAAUUGUGUGGAAUUUACAGCACCGGUUAGGAUCAGGAUGGAUUUUUUCCAAAUUCUACUUUUAAUUUCUUCGGUUUCGUUUGUUUAUACAGACAGUACUCUCAGGCUUGUAAACUUGGUGUAUCGUCAUGGUGAUCGAAGUCCCAUUGUAAUUUACCCAACAGACAUAAACCAAGUUGAUAAGUGGCCGCAGGGACUUGGAUGGCUUUCAAAGAAAGGAAUGCAAGAGCAGUAUGGCCUAGGACAAUGGUUGAAGACACGUUACAUGGAUUCUGGCUUUAUGAACAAUACAUACAGGAGAGAGGAGAUCACAGUUCAAAGUUCAGACGAAGAUCGCUGUCUGAUGAGUGCUUAUUCUAACCUGGCUGGGCUUUAUCCUCCAAAUGAAAUGCAGAAAUUCAACCCGAACAUCAAUUGGCAGCCAAUACCAGUAUUCACUAAACCGAAACCAGAGGAUAAUAUGUUGAAUAUGGGAGAAAACUGUCCACGAUACAAUGACCUAUUGACACAAACACUUUCUUCACACGCUGUAACAGAGGAGGAGAUCAGAAAUAAGCCCUUCUAUGAGUUUCUUGGCAAGAAUACCGGUUGGGAUCAUGAGAAUAUUAGCAACAUCUGGAAAAUUGCUGAUACUACAGUUUGUGAGGAAGCACAUAAAAUGAAUCUUUCUUCUUGGAUAAAUACAACAGUGUAUGAUAAAUUGAGAGAACUUGAGGCAUACCAGUUUACUCUACUGUUUAAAACAAAGGAAAUGAGUGUGCUGAAGGGAGGUCCUUUGUUAAAACAGUUUAUCCAGAACAUGAACAGCAAGAAGACUGAUAUGAACCUUAAAACAAAGAUGUUUAUGUACUCUGCACAUGAUACAACAGUGGCUGCAAUAUUAUCUGCCCUUGGACUGUAUGACAAGAAGAGUCCACAGUAUACAGCAACAGUUAUUGUGGAGCUGCAUGAGAAACCGGCAAACAAUUACUAUGUCAACAUUUUCCAUAAGAAUGUUACAGACAAUGCUACAGCUUAUCCCUUAACAUUGCCGAAUUGUAAGCAAGACUGUCCAUUGGAUGACUUUAUACGACUGACGAAGGAUGCAGUCCCGACAGACUGGUUACAGCAGUGUGGCCAGCCAGCAGGUAGUCCCAAAUCUGGGAUGUUAGCUGCAGGUUGGAUUGUUGCAGUAGCUCUUGGAUGCAUUCUUGUUGUAUUUGUCAUUGUUACAGUGCUGUGUUUUUUAAGAAUGAGACGGAGAAACGACCAAUACCUGUUCGGCAAAUUUGAUGUAUCGUCUUAAUGGAAGUACUAUAUUUCUACUGAAAUGGAUUAUCUGAUUUCAAGAAAUGCAAUAAGUUAAAACAAUGGUGCUUUGUAAAUUGUCAUUUGUCAAAUAAGUUAUACAACAUUUGCUGAAAUGCAGUAAAUUCUAAAGUGCUGUCUUAAAGUUAUAUGAUGAUGUACUGUUAAAUUUUUCCUUUAAAAGAUAGAAAGCUGUACAGAGCUACCUUACUGAGAAAUGUCAUGAGUUGAAGUUUAUCAUAUAAAGGAAGAAAUGAUAUUUUCAGAGCUUGUUAAAUUAUUUACGCAUUCAGAAAUUUCGUCUACAAACAGAAAAAUUUAUACUUUAUGAAAUUUUUCUUGACAUCUUAAGCAUCUAAAAACUUUAUAUUCAUGUAUGCUCUUUCAGUUAUUUUGUCAACACUCCUUCCUUCUGAAGAUUUUUCCUACUUAGGGAUGUGAUUUUUUCUGUGUAGUCACAGAUUUCCUCGGUUUUGAUGAUCGGAUCCCAUGAAUAGUGUCUGUCAGUAGUGUAAGGAGUGAAAAUUUCGGUGGGUAAUCAACACAGAAAAUAAGUACCACAGGUUGGAUAUGGAUCCAAGAAAUGCACUUUGCAUAUACAUAAGUUUAUAUUAUGCAUCUCCUCAUUGGUCAAAAGGUUGCAGCUAGACCAAUGAAAUCUAUUGUUUAAUUGACAGAAUAUCAGUAUUUGUGAAAAUGGCAUUGGAUAGAAACAAUGAAAAUAGGACUUGAAACAAUUUUUGAGUUAUGGUGAAACUUUAUAUAGUGCAUCAAAUUUCAACAAUGUUGAGUUCCUGAUAGGGCUAGGGACUUUAUCCCCUGUGAUCCCUACUGGGUCUUUAUACCUUGGCCUCAUAGGGGGCCUUAGGUGGCCCCCAAAUAACUAGCAAAAAUAAUUUCAGACCUUAAGUCUUUAGCUGAAUCACAUCCCUGGUAUUUUCUUAGUGCAGUAGGCAGUUUUUUAAAGGAGCGUUUUUACCAGUUUUGAAUCAUUUUGGUACAUGUAUUAUUAAUAUUUGCUCAAGAAAAAGUGCAUUAAAAAUAAAACUUGAUGAUAUUUCAAGAUGGAAAAUGUUUUUAGAGAAAUAUUUUAUAACAGCAGUAUUACGUUGUCACCUGUGAGUAAUGUUUUGGAAAAUUAUUCAUAAUGUAUGAAAUAUAGAUGAAUGUCAUUUAUAUAAACAUAGAUGAUUUGGUAUAUGUUUUUGCUCAAAAGAUUUUGACAUUCCACUUUGUCUGUUAAUCUGUCAUGUCUCCAGGAAGAUUACAAUUUUUUCAGAAUUUAGCAUUAACUUAUUUGUUGGUAAAUUGUCAAUAAAAACUGAAUCACUGAAGUCUAUGCAGUACUUAUUUGUUUAAACAAUGGUAUAGUCAUAAAAUAUGUAGAAAAGCUAAACACUGCAUAAGUCAAAAAUGAAAAGUGUAAUAUAAAAUAGUAGAAAUUUAGCUGUACUUUUAGCAUUAUCAUAAAAUUUCAACAUAAAUUUAUGGUUUUGAACACUAAGUAGUUUAUAGAUGUUAUUUUCUGUAUUGUUCUUCUGGAGGCAAGCCCCUUUAAAGUAAACAUUGUGUGUAUUUACAUGUGUACAAUUGAGAUUAAUGAAAGUUAAAUGUACAGUCAGAUUCAAAAAGACCUUUCCAGUAUAAGUAAUGCACUUUCUUUUAAAGCAGAUAUAAACAUUUUAACUUGGGGAUGUCCAAAUAUGUAAACUAGAUUAACAGCUUGAAAUUAUUUUAUUGUAUGCAGGUAACUCAUUUGACAACAAAACCUGGGGUUGCAAGUUUAAUCCCUGACUCCUUAACUAAAAUUUCAAAAAUUCUUUCAAAUAAGAGUCUUGUGUAUGGGUGAUUUAAGUCUGGCUGAAGAAUCAGGGAAAGAUUCUGGAGUUGGAGAAUCUUGAACUGUCGUCUGAGUAAAUCACUAAGUUAAACAUUCUUCUAGUGUUUCUCAUAAGACUACCGGUAGCAACUUAAAAAAGAAAAAAAAGUAGAUAUUUGUUGAGGCAACUUAUGGUGACCUUGACAUUGUCAUCAAAAUUAUUUUUCAGUAUAUGGGCGUUAAGAGAGUCUGUCCAAUAUUGUCCAAGUUGUAACUUUGACAUGCAUGGAACUCAGCAGAAAUGAUUGUCUGAUUGAGAUUGGGGUGAAGCGCCCAAGACCCAGAUCCUUAUCUUAAAAGUCAAGGUUAUACUUGGUAGUCAAAGGUCAUAUCAGAGCUUGCCAGGUCCAACUCUGACAUACAUGAAGCAGUCCUUUUUCAUUUGGCAGGACUGAUUUCAUAAUGAGACUGAAUGUCAUGAGCAAUCCACAGACUCCAGUCUCAACUUCAAGGUCACAGUGAUCAGAUAUCAUUUUUAAUCUUUUCCUGUCUGUAACUUUGACAUGCAUGAAAAAGUGUUUUUGAUUGACAGUAAUGUGUCCUUAUCUAGAUGGAAUGUUAUGCACAACAUCCAGGUCCCUGUCUCAAAAGUCAGUCUCUUUUUGGGUCAAAGGUCGUGCAUGACAAGAGAAUGUCUCGGCAGUAACUUGCAGAAAGCAAAUUUUUUUUUAUUUUAUUUAUUUUAUUUAUAUUUUUUUACAGAAAUUAUGAGGGCCUGUCAGAAACAUGACCUGGGCCCUAUCUCAAAGGCCAAUGUAGCACUUUGGGGUCACUAUGUUAGAUCUUGCCCAGCUGAAAUGUUGUAUGCCAAGGUCACACGGGGGUGAAAGGUCAUGUAUGAUAUUUUCUAGACUAUGACACACAGAGUACUUUUUUUUAUUGAGAGAAAAAUGUGAGUUAAUGAGGUGGUGACUCAACAAAUAAUUGUCUCAACGUUUUUUUUCCCCUUUUGGCAGCAGAAUUUUAAUUCAUUGAAUCUGCUCUGUUAUGAAUUUGCCUAUAUCCUUUCUUGGAAGUGUCAUUUUGAAUUGAACUGUACAAUUUAUGUAGAAACAAGUCCCAUAUAGGUGAACAAAAUAAUGCAAACUAAGUGUACAUUAAAUAUUAUUUAUGACUCUAGUGCAAUGAAUAUAUGUCAUGUAUUGUUUUGUGUUUUGUUUAUUUAAUUGAGCGCAUAGUGAAAGCAAACUAUUAUUGAUAAAACCGUGUUGCAAAAGGUCAUAUUUUAUGUCAUAUACUAGACUUUAAAUAUUUCAUUUUCUGAUGAAAUGUGCAUGGCUUUUUAUAUGUGUAUCCCUCAUAGAAACUAUUAAUUUUUCUCAGAAUAUGUUUACAUUUUACAUAUUAGUGUGUGAAGGGUUGUAGUUUUGGUCAGUUUUCAUAAAGUACAGAGCUAUUCUUUAAUUACAGUGCUUUUAUAUUUUACUUUCAAUCAAACUUGUGUGAAUUUUGAAGUUUAUUGAUUUAUUGUUUUAUGGACAUUAACAUUUUCACUUUUUUAUUAUAGCAUAAAUGCAUGAGUUAAUGUACUUGAUUUGUCAUAUUAAAAGUCCCCAUUCAACAUGACAGACUUACAAAAGUUUACUUUCACAGGAUAAACAAAUUUGUUAUUUUCUCAAAAUGAUGCAAGAACAGAAAGUUAAUACGCUUUUUGAAGGAAUAAGUAACAAAGCCCUUAAACUGUUCUGAUUAGAUUAGCAAUUUGGCUUUUCCAGAGAUGUGCCUUAUAAUUUUCCACUUUAAUUAUUAUAAUGGAAAAAAUGAAUGUUAAGCAUUUCAAAUGGUGACCAAUGGUAUUAUGAGCUUUGUUAGAUAAUCAUGUAUUUAUCCUCAUGGGUAAUCUUAAUUAGUUUACACUAUUUGAAAAUAAUUGCAUAUUUAAAUCUAAAAUGAAAGACAGUUAAUGUUAAAUUAAAUUCAAAAUCAAGUUAAGAUUAUUUCAGGUAAAGAUUAAGUCAUUGUUAAGAUGUGUAUUCAUUUGAAUUUCAUAAAUAUUUUUUGUAAUAACAGAUGCUGUGAAAUCAUUUAAUUUAUUGGGCACAAAAGUUAAGUUAUUUCAACAAAACUGACAAUUUCACAAGGACAUGAAUAAUUCAGGAAUGUCAUGUUUUGAAAGGAUAAAAGAAACGUUAAAUUUCUUAUUGAUCAAGAUUUUAUUUCAUGUAUUGAUAAAACAAUGAAAUCCACAAAAAAUAGUCCCCUACGAAAAUAUUGAUUUCACAGUAUUUACGGUAAGAAUGUUAGCUGUAGUUUCUGUAUUUAAUCUAGUAACUGGAUGUUGAAAGUUUGUUAUGGUAUUUCAAAGUUGUCAGUGUAUUUGCAUUUGUAUUUGUGAUGUAGUUUUUGCUAACAUCAAUGUAAUGUUUUGUAAUUUUCCUGUCUGUUUCUUAAGUUGUUCAUAAAUCAUCCAUGCGAAACCUUAAUAACUGCACUGAUAAAAAGUUGAAACAGCUAUCCUGUUUGUGUAUGCGCUGGUGACAUAAUGCUAUAUACGUUUACAUACAUAGCAUGAAUUUUUCAAAAAUUUUAUUGCUUUGAAAUGCUGUAUAAUACUGGUGUGUCUACUCUAAAGGAUUUGUGGUAUUUUUUACUAUGGAUGGAAGUUGUAAAUUAGGUUGUAAUUGUGAAUUGAAAUUAUCUUACAUCAUGAAAAUAUAUUGUUUUAAGUUUUCAAAUUAUGUUGCAAUACUGAAGAUAGUUUAC